Pieris macdunnoughi is the source of this 453-nucleotide messenger RNA. The record is from the annotation of a GenBank genome assembly. Lineage: Eukaryota; Metazoa; Arthropoda; Insecta; Lepidoptera; Pieridae.
AUGAUAACUUUAAUAGGAGACUGUUUGGGGCGAAGGGUUUUGUGGGACUCUGCGAUCUGUAUACCCACUAAAAUCAGCGCCACCAACACUCGCCCUAGCGCAUCUCGGCGCCUCAGUGAGUACGUGGAAAACUACGAGGAGGUGCACUACAAUCAUGAUGAGGUGCAUCUCCAGCACCUGCGCGCGCGCCGCUCCGUCGACCCGCCAGAUCUGCGAAUUAACUUCGAUGCGCAUGGGCGGCGGUUCAAUUUGCGGCUGCGACGCGAUCUGUCAGCCUUUAGUGAUGAUUUUAAGGUUCACGGUUCCCAAGGGGAGCUGCAUGACGUGGACACAUCGCAUCUAUAUACGGGCGAGGUAUCUGCUGCAUCUCUAGUCCAAGACAUUGACAGCACUCAAAACAAAGGCACGGCUACGUGGUGCCUCAAUGAAACUCAAAUUUGUCUUUACGUUUGA